AUGGAAUCACCGGUAUCAGCUUUUGCCAUUUACAAAGCUAAUAAACCCAAAGUAAACAAUAAAAAGCAAAAAAAGAAGAAAAAACAUCCCAAAGGAAACCCUACAGUCCAACAACAAUCACCGAAAACAUCAAAUAAACAUAUUUUUGAACUUCCCGAAGAUGUGUUGCUGCAAGGAGCAAAGAAAAUAAAACAGAAGCAGAAGAAGACGAAAGAAGCAAAGACUAUCGGUAUAAAUAAGACCCUUAAGAAGAAAAAGCGAACAGAACCGAAAUCAAGCAAAAAAAGCAAAGUUGUAAAUAAGCAACAUGAAAUUAAUGGAGUAAAAAAGAACCGAAAACUACCUGAAUAUGAAGAAGUCCCUAUGUUAAUACCGUCUGUACAAAAUCAUCUCAAUAUUCAAGUAUCUGAUGACGAUUCGUGUUCGCACUCUGAUGAUGAUAGUUUUGAGUUUGUCCCAGUUCAAACAGACAGCAGCAAUGAAGGUCUAAAAGCCUUCAAGUGGAUGAUCGCACCAUACAACCCUGAUGAAUUUCUUAAUGGUAUUUGGGAGAAGAAACCUUUACACAUAGCCAGGGAAAAGCCGAAUUAUUAUAAAGAACUAAUUUCAACACCCAUCAUUGACGAUAUGUUACGUAAUGAAAAUAUUCAAUUUACCAAGAAUAUUGAUGUAACUUCCUAUAUUAAUGGUAAGAGAGAAACGCACAAUCCGGAAGGAAGAGCCCAUCCACAUCUUGUGUGGGAUUUCUAUCUUAAUGGAUGUAGUAUUAGGCUUUUGAAUCCUCAAACUUAUAUACCAAAAUUACACUUGUUAAAUGCUACGAUGCAAGAAUUCUUCCACUGCUUUGUUGGUGCCAAUGCAUAUUUGACCCCACCAGAUAGUCAAGGAUUUGCCCCACAUUAUGAUGAUAUUGAAGCUUUCAUAUUACAGAUAGAAGGUAAAAAACACUGGCGAAUUUAUAAGCCUCGUGCUGAAAACGAGACAUUGCCAAGAAUAUCUUCCAAGAAUUUUGACCAGGAAGAAAUUGGGGCUCCAAUCAUGGAGGUAAUUUUGGGAGCUGGAGAUAUGCUUUAUUUUCCUAGAGGAUAUAUUCAUCAGGGUGUCACUAUAGACGGAGAACAUUCCCUACAUGUGACUGUGAGCAUGUAUCAGAAACACUCCUGGGCAGACUUAUUUGAGAAAUUAGUACCAGCAGCUUUACAAAUAGCAAUUGAAGAAAACAUUGAAUUGAGAAGAGGUCUGCCUUUUGAUAUUUAUGACAAUUUUGGUUUGGUUCAUUCUGACAUGAGAACCCUAAGGAGGGAAGAGAUCACAGAACUAAUUAAAACACUAUUUGAGAAAAUUAAAGCCCACUUGCCUAUAGAUGAUGCUGUAGACCAAAUGAUGAAGAAUUACCAACAUGAUGUUCUACCACCAGUUCUAAGUGAUUUGGAGAAAGCAGUUACGGUUCAUGGAGACACUGAUGUUAUGAUUGAGAAUGGGCAGGUCAUAAACAGAGUUGAAAUAAGCCUCGACACCAGAAUACGGCUGCUGAGAAAGAAUAUUUUAAGAAUGGUAUCUGAGGACAAAAUUAGACUUUAUUAUUACGCUGAGAAUGCCCUAGAAUAUCACGGUAGUGAAUUGUCAUUUCUUGAAAUUGAAGAGGACUUUGCUCCUGCUGUAGAAACGUUGAUAACCACAUAUCCCGAGUAUGUGUCCGUUGAAAACCUGGAUAUGCCUAAUGAUACUGAUAAGUUGCAGCUAGCUGGUGCUUUGUGGUCCAGGGGUUUGAUUAUGACCGAGUACCCUUUAUAUACUAUUGAUAGUGAAUAAAUAAAGCAUGUAUACUUCAUUUCAAUCCAUUUUAAACAAAUAAGUCACUGACCCAACCACAGACGGUUUGGUGAUGACCAAUGAAUCGAUUUGUUUAAUUGAGUCAUACUAGCGGUUUUCAUUACAUAACCUAUAAAAUAAUUUGAAAUUUCCAAAAUCUUAAUUUUAAAAUCUUCAAAUCCUUACACUUAGAUACUAAGUUGAUUGCGAUUGAAAUUUUCAAUUGACUAAUUAAUAACAAAAACUUUAAUUGAAUGAACUGAAUGUUUUUUCCAUAUAGCACUAUGCAACCAUGGACUUAACCACAGACACAUACGACUACCAUUUUUCUAAUACUAUUUUAUGAUGUUAUUCAAAUUGUUGGGAAAAGUGAUGAGAUAUCAAGUCAAAAUCUUUGAAAUAUACGUGAAAGAGUUACUUAAUUAAUAUUGAGUGA
Messenger RNA from Hyposmocoma kahamanoa, 2248 nucleotides. RefSeq names its product bifunctional lysine-specific demethylase and histidyl-hydroxylase NO66 (gene NO66). Gene Ontology annotation, molecular function: histone H3K4 demethylase activity; histone H3K36 demethylase activity. Lineage: Eukaryota; Metazoa; Arthropoda; Insecta; Lepidoptera; Cosmopterigidae. The transcript is spliced from 2 exons. The coding region runs from base 1 to 1812 and encodes 603 amino acids. The record is from RefSeq and is a predicted model, not a curated record. Gene Ontology annotation, cellular component: nucleolus.